UUAUAUAAUCUUUUGAAGGCAGGAGUGGCUGAACAACUCCUUUUCACUUUCUUAAUUCUUUGGCAUAUCAUCCUUAUUCAAUGGAGAAAUUUUGUAUCAUUAGCAUCAACCUCCUAAUCAUUAUCUUCUCCCUUGUUUGUUUAUCUCCCAAGCAAUUGUCAGCAUUUGGUGACAACAAUACAGAUUUUGAAUCACUUAUUUCCUUCAAGCAUCAACUCUUGAAGUACCAGAGUAGUACGGUUUCGCGUGCCAUUUUUAUGAGCUCAUGGAACGAUACUAACAAGCAUUUUUGCUCAUGGGAAGGUGUCUUAUGCGGCCGCAAGCACUCGAAUAGAGUCACAGCCUUGGAUCUCAGUUCCAGUGGAUUGCUUGGUCCUCUUCCUCCUUCCAUAGUCAAUCUCACCUUCCUCGAAAGGCUUGAUCUUAGCAACAAUAGUCUAUAUGGAGAAAUCCCUCCUAAUCUGAUCUCAAAUUUGAACCGGUUGAAAUAUCUCAACCUAAGUUUUAAUUCAUUUCAUGGAGACAUUUCUGUCAUUCUCAUCACUAAUAGUUCUAUGCUCCAAGUUUUGGAACUCAGCAAUAACCAACUCAAAGGUAAAAUCCCUCCUCUUAUUAGCUCCAUAUCAAGGCUUAACUUCUUUGGUCUUAAUAACAAUGGCAUCACUGGCAAAGUCCCACCUUCAAUUGGCAAUCUCUCUUUCUUGGAAAAUCUCUAUGUCCUCAAUAAUCAUUUGGAAGGUAGUAUCCCACUAGAGAUUGGUGGCCUUCGCAAGUUAAAAAAUUUAAAUAUGGCUGAGAAUAAUCUUUUAGGUAACAUUCCUUCUUCAUUAUACAAUCUAUCAUCGUUGCUUAGAAUUUCAUUGACAAAUAAUCAUCUAUCUGGUGGUAUUUCAGCUAACAUUGCCCAAGCUUUUCCAGACUUAGAAAUCUUUUUUAUUGCUGAAAAUCAUUUCAUUGGUUCGCUCGAUCAAGUUCUUCAAAAUGUUACUAGCCUUGUGCGUUUGGAUGUCAGCCUUAAUAAUUUUAGUGGAGUGAUACCACCAGAUCUUGGAAGAAUGCAUGAACUUAUAUACCUCAAUAUGCAAUAUAAUGAGUUUAAAGCAAGUGAUGCACAAGAUUGGAGAUUUCUUGAUUCAUUAACUAACUGCACCAGCUUAGAAAUUUUAGCUCUUUAUAGCAAUAACCUUGGCGGAAUGCUUCCAAAAUCAAUUACGAAUCUCUCCACUGAGUUACAAGUAUUAACAUUAGGAUUCAAUCAUAUUUUAGGAAGUAUCCCUUAUGAACUUGAUAGGUACAAAAAUUUAAUUGCUUUUGGGAUGGAGGGAAAUCUUUUGAAAGGUCCUAUACCCGAGAGCAUUGGAAAGCUUGGAAGGUUACAAUCUUUAUCUUUUAGCAAUAAUAGACUUACAGGAAUUAUUCCUUACUCUUUAGGCAAUCUCACAAAUCUUAACUCAUUGGACCUGGGACUUAAUCAAUUAACAGGCGUUAUACCUACAAGCAUACAAAAUCUUCAGAUUCUCACUAAUUUGGACCUCCACCAUAAUAAUCUAAGUGGCUUGGUUCCAAGAGAGCUUUUUCUCAUCCCUUCCUUUUCAAAUUAUCUGAAUUUAUCUUAUAACUCUUUCAAUGGGUCUCUACCACUUGAAGUUGGUCAGCUAGUAAAUCUCAUAUCACUUGAUUUUUCUAAUAAUGAGUUUAGUGGGGAAAUACCAAAAUCACUUGGAAGGUGUCAAAUGUUGCUUAAAUUGUAUAUGAAAUAUAACUUCUUCCAUGGCUCCAUUCCUAUUUCUCUAGGCAACAUAAAAAGCCUUGAAAAACUAGAUAUUUCACAUAAUAAUUUAUCAGGCCCUAUUCCUCAAUUUCUACAAAAUCGUGUCUCACUUAAGUAUUUGAAUCUAUCAUUUAACAAUCUUGAAGGUGAGGUUCCAAAUGAAGGUAUCUUUGCAAAUAAUUCCUUAGAAAUUUCUCUUAUUGGAAAUGAAAAAUUAUGUGGAGGAAUUCCAAAACUUCAUUUGCCAAAGUGUAUUAAUAGAUCAUCAUCAAUAAAAAAUACACAUCAUUUAAUCAAAAUUAUAGUCCCAAUUUUUAGUGGAGUAGUUAUGCUAUUAGUCCUUUUGUUGUGUUAUAUUUUGCUUUAUAGAAAACAAAAGCAAAGUAGUCGAAGAAAAAAUUCAUUAGUCUCAUCCUUAAACACUCCAUUUCCAAGAAUUUCCUAUGCAAAAUUAGCCAAAGCUACAAAUGGUUUCUCCAAUUCAUAUCUAGUAGGAUAUGGAAGAUAUGGCUCCGUUUACAAAGCUACCUUAAGGGAUUAUCAAGCUAUUGUGGCUAUUAAAGUUUUCAAACUCGAGGUUCAUGGGGCUUUUAAGAGUUUCACAUCUGAAUGUGAUGCAUUAAGGAGUAUACGACAUCGUAAUCUUAUCAAAGUCCUAACCUCAUGCUCAAGCAUUGAUCAUCAAGGCAGAGAUUUCAAAGCAUUGAUUUUUGAAUUCAUGCCAAAAGGAAAUUUGGACAUGUGGCUCCACCAAGAAUAUGAAAUUGAUGGAGAUGUUGUUCUUUCUCUAGAAAAGAGAUUGAACAUUAUGAUUGAUAUUGCAGAUGCUCUGGAGUAUCUUCACCAUAGUUGUGAGCCAUCAAUCAUUCACUGUGAUAUAAAACCAAGCAACAUCUUACUUGAUGAUAACAUGAUUGCACAUGUAGGAGAUUUUGGACUCUCAAGAAUAUUUUCUGAGGAUGUUAGUAUGUCUAGCCAAGAUUAUUCAAACAAAAAUGAGAUUAAAGGAACUAUUGGCUAUAUAGCCCCAGAAUAUGGUGGAGGAGUUCUCCCGUCUUCCUCUGCAGAUGUUUAUAGUUUUGGAAUAAUACAACUGGAGAUGCUUAUUGGAAAAAGGCCUACUGAUGAUAUCUUCAAGGAUGGCCUAAACAUACAUAACUAUGUUAAAAUGGCAUUUCCUCAUAGAAUCAAUAACAUCAUAGAUCUUAAAAUGUUUACAGAAGAGCAAAGACAUACUAUCAGUAAUUUUCAAAGCAUCAACAAAUGCUUGAUUUCCUUGGCAGAAGUAGCUCUCUCAUGCUCAGCUUCAUUACCAGAGGAAAGGCCAUCCAUGAGAGAUGUUGCUAUGAAAUUACAUGCAAUUAGAGUUUCAUACCUUCAAUGUAAUGGAAGUAGCGAGUUCUCUUAAAAAGGUGGGGUCAACCACAUUUAAUUAAAAAAUAAUGUGAAUAACUUUAAAUGCACUUUAUCAGUAAAUUUACUAGAGAAGUAGAACUAGCUAGGAUAAUUUAUAUGUGUCGAUUGAGAGGUUUUUUUUUUUUUUCAUUGUGACAUUA
Messenger RNA from Dendrobium catenatum, 3327 nucleotides. Its product is annotated as receptor kinase-like protein Xa21. Lineage: Eukaryota; Viridiplantae; Streptophyta; Magnoliopsida; Asparagales; Orchidaceae. The record is from RefSeq and is a predicted model, not a curated record. The transcript has 2 exons. Gene Ontology annotation, molecular function: protein binding; ATP binding; protein kinase activity. The coding region runs from base 81 to 3179 and encodes 1032 amino acids. Gene Ontology annotation, biological process: protein phosphorylation.